CGACGCCGGCGUCAGACCACUUUGGGCUUAACUCGAAGACCAGGACACAGAACGGAGCAGAAAACACCCAUAAACAGAUAGAAGUAAAAAAGGGAAGCACUUCUCAAAAAAUAUGGCGUUGAAGGAGAACAAUGCAGUGUAUCAACUCCAACCUUCUCAGAUAUGCGAAUCAUUCUUUGAUCACGACGCCCAGCACCAACAAGAACAACAAGGUUUCGCCAGACGCCAAUGGCGACGUGAAAAUGCUAUUCAUCUUGGGGAAAAUGAAAAAAGAGAAAAGGAGUUACUGAAUCAAAUUAUCAAGGAAGCUGAAGAAUAUAUUCAAGCUUUCUAUGAAAAAAGAAAGGUUAAUUGUGAGGCAAGCAAAGCUACCAACAAAAAAAGGGAGAAGAUAUACUUGGCAAACCAAGCGAAGUUUCACAAAGAAGCUGAUAAACAUUACUGGAAGGCAAUAGCGGAGUUGAUCCCUUCUGAGGUUGCCAAUAUUGAGAAGAGAGGAAGAAAAGCAGAAGCUGAGAAGAAGCAUCAAGUCAAUCCUAUUCAAGGUCCCAAGCCUGGGAAGCCUACAAAUCUUGCAAGAAUGCACCAAAUGAUUUUGAAGCUUCAACAGAACCCUCUGCCGCCCAAAGAAGACAACAAAGAUGGUAAAUCUAUGAAAGAUGGAGAGGAUGCCAAGAUUGGAAAAAUCUCAACCCCAACUGCAGCAAAAGAUGCUGCCGCUAAUUAG
This is a messenger RNA of Arachis duranensis, 727 nucleotides long. RefSeq names its product clathrin light chain 1-like. Gene Ontology annotation, biological process: intracellular protein transport; clathrin coat assembly; clathrin-dependent endocytosis. The coding region runs from base 113 to 727 and encodes 204 amino acids. The transcript is spliced from 3 exons. Gene Ontology annotation, molecular function: structural molecule activity; clathrin heavy chain binding. Gene Ontology annotation, cellular component: plasma membrane; clathrin coat of coated pit; clathrin coat of trans-Golgi network vesicle. The record is from RefSeq and is a predicted model, not a curated record. Lineage: Eukaryota; Viridiplantae; Streptophyta; Magnoliopsida; Fabales; Fabaceae.